UGUUGCAGUCUUCUUCCUAAAGUGAAGGGAAGGUUUGCUGGACUCGCAGGUUCAGCUCCGGCUUCUAGAACUCAUAGAACUCAAUUCCAAACCAAGGACUGGAAAGAAUAAUGAGAUAUUUGCAAUGACUGCCUCCAUAUUCCUAAUAUUCCUUUACCUGAUCCUGCCGUCCUAUCAGCUGGACUCUGACACAUUUUUAAUCUACAAUGAAGACCACAAGAAAUGUAUAGACACUAGGAAUUCCAUUAUUGUGACCGCUCGAUGCAAUGAAAAGUCGAAUACACAGAAGUUUCGGUGGAUUUCUAAAAACCAGCUCAUAAAUGUGGGGACAUCCCAAUGCUUGGCUGUAUCAUCCAUAGCGGAUUUGUCAGCGGUGACGCUAUACACAUGUGACGGCAGCAGUGACCUCCAGAAAUGGGAAUGCAAAAAUGAGACUUUGUUUGGAAUUGUGGGAUCUCCCCUUCACUUGAACUAUGGCAACAGAAAAGAAGACGUCCUGCUCUAUAAAGGUGCGGGGGUGUGGAGCAAGUGGAAAAUCUACUUAAGUCCAGAUGAUUUAUGUGCUAAGGCAUACGAAGAGAUAUACACUUUGCAAGGAAAUGCCAAUGGGCAGCCCUGUGUGUUCCCCUUCAAGUUUGAAAACAAAUGGUACGCAGACUGCACAACUGCUGGACGAUCAGAUGGAAAACUUUGGUGCUCUGCAACUGUGGAAUAUGAAAAGGAGAAAUUGUAUGGAUUUUGUCCGUCUACAUCCACAGCUGAAAACAUGUGGACUACAGAUUCUGUUACUGGGGUCAACUAUCAAAUUAACGCCAAUUCAGCCCUUACGUGGUACCAAGCCAGGAGGAGCUGCCAGCAACAAAAUGCAGAACUGCUGAGUGUAACCGAGCUACAUGAACAAUCAUUCAUCUCAGGGUUAACAAAUUCCCUUACUGCAGUCCUAUGGAUGGGACUGAAUAGUCUGGACUUCAAUGCCGGAUGGCGAUGGGAAGGUGGAGGUCCUUUUAGAUAUCUCAACUGGGUUCCAGGAAAUCCAUCAACAGAACCUGGAAUAAACUGUGUGUCACUAAACCCUGGAAAGAGUGGUAAAUGGGAAAGCAGGGAGUGCUCCCAAAAACUGGGGUAUAUCUGUAAAAAAGGCAACAGCUCCGCUUCUUAUGUUCCACCUUCAGGGGUUAAUGACGCAAUCACUUGCCCGGCAUCCUGGAUACCCUAUAAUGGAUACUGCUAUACUUUGCUGAAGGAAACUAUGAUGUGGAAGGAUGCCGUGUUAGCUUGCAGGAAAGAAGAGGGGGAUCUCGCAAGUUUGCACAAUAUUGAAGAAUCAAGCUUUAUUACCUCCCAGUUUGAGUUUGGAGAUACAGAGUUUGUUUGGCUUGGGUUGAAUGACUUGAAGACUCAACUAUUUUUUGAAUGGAGCGAUGGAUCUCCAGUGACGUAUACGACAUGGCAGAGAGGAGAACCAUCUCACCUGACCAACAAGCAAGAGGAUUGUGUGGCGUUAUCCACUAAGGAUGGACACUGGGCAGACAAGAUGUGUGAGAAGAAGUUCCCAUAUCUGUGCAAGAGAAAACCCCUGCCGGUGGAUCAUGAACAAGCUCCUCCUGUGGAGCAGGGUUGUGAUAAGGGAUGGAAAAGACAUGGAUUCUACUGCUACUUGAUCAGUACAUCAGCGGGUUCAUUUCCAGAAGCGAAUAACACGUGCAAUAGUUUGGGAGCGUACUUGAUGACUGUGGAAGACAGAUUUGAACAGGCCUAUUUGACAAGUCUGAUAGGUUUUAGACCUGAGAAGUAUUUCUGGACUGGACUCUCCGAUUUAGAGGAAAGGAACACCUUUAAAUGGACCAACAGGGAAAGAGUACUGUACACCCACUGGAACGCUGACAUGCCGGGCAGGAAACAGGGCUGUGUCGCUAUGAGAACUGGAAGGAAAGCGGGAUUAUGGGAUGUUAUGAACUGUGAAGAAAGUGCUAAGUAUGUGUGCAAGAAGUGGGCCCAAGGAGUGACACCACCGCCCUUACCUACCACUACACCAGAACCAACAUGUCCACCCAACUGGAAGUCAUCCAGCCGCUCAUGUUACAAACAUUACAUAAUGGAGACUGCCGAUAAAAAGUCAUGGUUUAAUGCCAAGACAUUCUGCAGAGCAAUCGGAGGCGACUUACUCAGCAUCUCAGACAAGGAAGAAGAGCAGACGGUGUGGUCCAUGCUGCUACACGAUGGCAUCUACCGUAAUGUCUUCUGGGUUGGUCUAAUAAACAGUAAUACUGAGGAAGGCUUCGCAUGGUCAGAUGACUCCCCUUUCAUCUAUGAAAACUGGGCGUAUGGUGAACCCAACAACUACCAGGGGCUGGAGCUCUGCGGGGAGGUGAAUACUGAUCAUCGACUGACCUGGAAUGAUAGACACUGUGAUAUUCCACAGGACUGGAUCUGCGAACUAAAAAAAGGUGCAACAUUAAAGCCAGAACCCACAAAGUCACCAGUUCCCGAUUUUGAGCUUACAAGUGACGGCUGGGUAAUCCGUGAUGACAGACAAUACUAUGUUAGCAAGGAAGAAGUGCCCAUGGAUAAGGCCCGCGAAUUCUGCAAACGUAAUUUCGGCGAUCUCGUCUCCAUUAACAGUGAAUCCGAAAGGAGAUUCUUGUGGAGAUACAUUUUGAAGACUGGAAAGGCCGAUGGUUACUUUAUUGGCUUACGUCUGGCAGUGGAUAGAGAGUUUAUGUGGAUGGAUGGUUCCCCUAUAGACUUUGUUGCCUGGGCAUCCUAUGAACCCAACUUUGCCAACAAUGAUGAGAACUGCGUUACAAUGUAUAGAAACUUAGGGUAUUGGAAUGAUAUAAAUUGCGGUUAUCCAAAUCCAUUUAUAUGUGAAAGGAAAAACAGUUCUAUAAACGCAACAGCUGCUCCAACUGCUCCAUCACCACAAGGCAACUGUCAGCCAGACUGGCUUUUAUUUGGAAAAAAGUGUUACAGAAUAUUUGGCAACGAAAAUGAGGAAGUGAUUGACUGGCAUGCCGCAAGAACCUCCUGCCUAUCAAAAGGAGGAAAUCUGGUCACCAUAAAUGAUGACUUGACACAAUCUUUCCUUAUAGCUAAUUUAAUAGACGCAAAAGCCGAUGUGUGGAUCGGAAUGAACGACGUGAAUUCAGAACACAAGUUUCUUUGGACUGAUCAAAGUGGUGUGUAUUUUACAAACUGGGCUAAAGGUCAUCCUUCAGGAAGUCACAUCUAUGCCUACGAUGAUGAUACUGACUGUGUCGCUAUGAAGCGUGGAUCUGUAUUGGAUGCUGGGGCAUGGACUGAAGAAGAAUGUGAAUUGAACAAAGGAUACAUCUGCCAGAAAGCUCAAGAUCCAGAAAUUCCAGCUGUUCCCACCGCGCCCUCCCAAUCCAACCAGUAUAAAUAUGGAGAUGCCAGCUACAAGUUUGUGAAAAACAAGAUGAAAUGGGAUGAAGCGCGUCGGGUGUGCAAGAAUUCAGACUCCGAACUAGUCAGCAUCUUAAAUGAAUAUACCACAUCUUUUCUGAAACUUCACUUAGCUAAACAUGAGGAGCCCUUUUGGAUCGGCCUGACCAGUAGCAACAAGUCUAGUGAUAUGUACCACUGGAUCGAUAACUGGAAGCUUCGCUACACAAAAUGGGCUGCGGGGGAACCAAAGAGGAAAAACUCUUGCGUUUAUGUUGACAUCGAUGGACAGUGGAAAACAUCAUCUUGUGAGGAGACCUAUUCAGCAAUCUGCAAACAGACAAAUGUUAUUGCUCCCACCGAACCACCUCAAAAACCUGGAAAAUGUCCGGAAACAGGUGGAAAACCCUGGUUAGCCUUCCGGGGCCAUUGCUACCUUAUUGAAUCAACAUACACCAGAAACUGGGCUUCAGCCUCCAUGGAAUGUCUUCGAAUGGAUGCCAAUUUAAUAUCGGUCGAAGAUUCUAUUGAAUUGGAUUUCCUUUUCCAUCAUCUUGAGUUGCUAAGUGACAACGUGAAGUCUUUUUGGGUUGGUCUAUAUAGGAAUGUAGAAGAAAAAUGGCUUUGGUUAGACAAUACACCAUUGGACUUUGUGAACUGGAAUACAGGAGAACCGUCUGACGGCUCCGAUGAGAACUGCGUGGAAAUGUACGCCACAAAGGGGACAUGGAAUAACAUCUACUGCUCUUCUUAUAGAGGCUAUGUAUGUAAGAGGUUAAAAAUUCCACUGCCUACCGCAAAGGCUAUAGAGAAACCAGAACCACUCAAGCCAGAAAAGUCCUCCCAUGGCAUAACCGGUGGUGUGGUCAUUGUGGUAAUACUAGUCAUUGCUGGCGCCACCAUAGCAGUCUACUAUUUAUAUAGGAGGAAGCAGAACAAGUCACCACCAGAUGCCAGCUUUAACAAUUCGUUAUACUUUGAUGACAACCCUGCACCCUCAACACACGAUACAAAAAUCUUAGUGGAAAACAUUGAGCAAAAUGAAAACGCCAUUUCUUAAUUCUCCAUAAAAUCUGACUUUGAUUGUACAAUGAUUCUCAGGCAGGGACGGACUCUGUUGAGAUGUAAGCCCCAUCAUUCCAACUAUGGCAAGAAAAAUCCAUCCAAAAUAAUAAGGCCGAUUCAUGAAUUCCACCAUACAGGGUUGACUUACUAUUUUUUUUGCAAGAGACAGGCCCCAUUUAUAGGACUGAUAUCCUAGCUAAAGGGUAAACCAAAAUUGACACCCAGCAGCCAUCUUGUUAGUAUUUAGAGUUCAUGGCAUUUUCACGUUCUGAACACUUUGUCAUAUGGAAUGGACAAAAGUCAUUCAUUGAAAUCUUGAUUUAUAAAGGUGUAAUAGAAUAGGACGGUCUGGAUUUAAUCUUUUUUUUUUUUUGUAGUUUAACUACAUUUUGCUUCAGACUUUACAUCUGAACAUAUUGGGCAUCUCUAUAACGCUGUAGAAAAAGAGCAGUUUUGCUGCAGUAAGGAAUAAAAGUAUUAGAGUUAAACAAAUAUGUCACAUACAGUACCUGAGACCAGCAUAGGACAGAAGUAGAUAUACUGAGCUUGUGAGCUCGAGAACAUGCAUUUUUCUAUUAUUUGUGUCAGUAUUAUAAUUAAAAACUGUAUAAAUGCUGCUAAGACACACUCAGCACCUGUGAGUUCUGCUCCCCCCAGCACACACAGAAGCCUGUGAGUCCUGCUCCCCCCACCACACACAGAAGAAGCCUGUAAGUCCUGCUCCCCCCAGCACACACAGAAGCCUGUGAGUCCUGCUCCCCUCACGACACACAGAAGAAGCCUGUGAGUCCUGCUCCCCCCACGACACACAGAAGAAGCCUGUGAGUCCUGCUCCCCCCACCACACACAGAAGAAG
Hyla sarda is the source of this 5326-nucleotide messenger RNA. RefSeq names its product macrophage mannose receptor 1-like. The record is from RefSeq and is a predicted model, not a curated record. The coding region runs from base 125 to 4465 and encodes 1446 amino acids. Gene Ontology annotation, cellular component: plasma membrane. Lineage: Eukaryota; Metazoa; Chordata; Amphibia; Anura; Hylidae. The transcript is spliced from 30 exons. Gene Ontology annotation, biological process: receptor-mediated endocytosis. Gene Ontology annotation, molecular function: signaling receptor activity.